Molecule: messenger RNA, 1008 nt
Organism: Symbiodinium sp. CCMP2456
Lineage: Eukaryota; Dinophyceae; Suessiales; Symbiodiniaceae
Source: the annotation of a GenBank genome assembly
GCCACCAGUUCUGCCUUCGCUGCCGUUCGCAGGGACGGAUCCGUGGUGACCUGGGGUUUGCCUGAACGGGGUGGCGAUAGCAGUACUGUCCAGAAACGCUUGCGGAAUGUGCUGCACAUCCAGUCGACUCAGUGUGCCUUUGCUGCCAUUUUGGAUGAUUCCUCAGUUGUUACCUGGGGCAGCAGCAAUGGUGGUGGCGACAGUUCUGCAGUAGAUGCACAGCUGAGGGAUGUGCACAGCAUUCAAUCGACACAGAGCGCUUUUGCCGCAAUCCUGCGAAACGGCUCCGUCGUGACGUGGGGCCGCCAGGAAGCCGGGGGCGACAGUUCUGCAGUCCAGCACCGGCUCAAGAAGGUGAAGGAUGUCCAGUCCACGUUGCAUGCCUUCGCCGCUAUUUCCGAGGAUGGGUCUGUCACAACCUGGGGUCACGCCAACCAUGGCGCCGACAGUUCUGCCAUAGAGGGCCGCCUCAACAACGUGCAUCAAAUCCAGGCUAGCAGUUCUGCUUUUGCCGCCUUGCUCAUCGAUGGAUCUAUGGUGACCUGGGGUGACGCACGCGCAGGCGGCGACAGCUCUUCAGUGCAAAGCAAGCUUCGCUCCGUUCUGCAGGUGCAGGCGACACAGACUUCGUUUGCUGCUCUGCUAUAUGACGGAUCUGUGGUGACUUGGGGGCAGCAGCGACAUGGAGGAGACAGCAGCACUGUACAAGACGAGCUGAGGAAUGUACAGCAGAUCCAGGCAACUACUGCUGCAUUUGCUGCUUUGCUGGGCGACGGCUCUGUCGUGACAUGGGGGAGCCCGGGUGCUGGUGGUGAUAGCAGUUCCAGGCGACCUUUGCUACAAGGCGUGACUCAGAUCCAGGCUUCGUCGACGGCGUUUGCAGCGCUCCGCAGGGAUGGUCGGGUUGUAACUUGGGGAGGUUUGGGCUACUUCAGCCAGGAUUCGCAAAGCGAAACGCCGGCACAGCUCAGGCACGGAUAUUACAUAAACCAAGCUCAGAGUGUGUAA